GAGAACCCUCGACGGUGCAACACUGCGUAGCCACCUCCAGAUAGCGAUUCGGAGUGGUCCCCCACAGACACAGAACAGUUUGACUUGCCGGACGUCUUGCAAAACCCAGCACCUCCAUUCGCAUUUUUUCACAGCGGCCCCAAUUCAGCAAUCCCGACGGUUGGCCUCACGCGACACGGGUCCUCUCCAUUCCCACCACCCAGUCCAAACCACCUUCCUCACCACAAAACCCGUCAAGAUGCCCUACUACGCAAAAUCCGAAGACUGGCUGCACCAGUCCGCCCUCCUCCUCCAAGCCCGUCCCUCAACAACGCGCAUCACAACCCGCUACCACCUCAAACCCGCCCGGCGAGUCCCCAAGCCCAAGAAAUCCGACGCCACCACCACCAGCACCACCGCCCAAACACCAGCACCCCCAGCACAAAAACAACCCGCCGUCCAACCCGCCCAAGCCGACGCCAAACCCCCGCGCGGCCACCUCGUGCUCAAGACCUACGACCCGCACAGCGGCGUGACGCUCAAGUACAAGACCUCCAAGGCCGCCGAGGUGACGCGCCUCGUGCAGAUGCUGGGCACGCUGGGCCGCGGCAUGGCCGGGCUGGCCGCCGAGCCGGUAGCAGCAGCAGCAGCAGCAGCAGUAGGGGGGGAGGAUGAGGUUAUGGUGGAUGUGGCCGGUGCUGAGGUGGAGGGGGGCAGUGGGGUGCAGACGCCGGCUGCUGUUGGGGGGGGUGCGGGUGGUGCUGGUGCUGGUGUUGGUGCGGGUGGGAAAGAGCAGCAGCAGCAGCAGCAGGGGGGUGGCGGUGGGAAGAAGAAGAAGAGGGGGAAGAAGUGAGGCGUGUGCUGUCUGUUACGGUUACGGCCGUACCUGGCUGGUUACAUUCUGAGAGGUGAGGAAAAGGGGGUUAUUAGAGUGGCGAAUAAACUAGGAGUAUUUGUAUCAAGGCAGCAUUCUGAGAGACUUUGUUGACACCUGAAUCGCGAAUGUUGAGAUCGUGAUGGCCGGUCGAAGGACGUUAGGAGCAGGUGCGGCAGGGAGGCACGCGGUUGGCGGGAACUCGAGGUUGGGACAACUACUACAUGAAGGACACGCAUGGCAGGGCAAGUACAGUCAACAUAACUUAGAUCAAUGGGACAAGAUGUGUUCGC
This is a messenger RNA of Chaetomium fimeti, 1146 nucleotides long. RefSeq names its product signal recognition particle 9 kDa protein-domain-containing protein. NCBI's taxonomy places the organism in Eukaryota, Fungi, Ascomycota, Sordariomycetes, Sordariales, Chaetomiaceae. Gene Ontology annotation, cellular component: signal recognition particle, endoplasmic reticulum targeting. The record is from RefSeq and is a predicted model, not a curated record. Gene Ontology annotation, biological process: SRP-dependent cotranslational protein targeting to membrane. Bases 239 to 832 code for a protein of 197 amino acids. The transcript is spliced from 2 exons.